Rana temporaria (common frog) is the source of this 1645-nucleotide messenger RNA. RefSeq names its product galactoside alpha-(1,2)-fucosyltransferase 2-like. The record is from RefSeq and is a predicted model, not a curated record. The transcript has 3 exons. Gene Ontology annotation, biological process: carbohydrate metabolic process. NCBI's taxonomy places the organism in Eukaryota, Metazoa, Chordata, Amphibia, Anura, Ranidae. Gene Ontology annotation, molecular function: galactoside 2-alpha-L-fucosyltransferase activity. Gene Ontology annotation, cellular component: membrane. The coding region runs from base 436 to 1584 and encodes 382 amino acids.
UCAUGGAGAGAGGCAGGAAUACAGGUUGCCACACCCCGAAAUGAUACGAUCUCUCAAGGUUCAGCUUACCUGUCACAGAUUUAUUCACACACUCCUCUACCAUAUACUAAUAGGUAAUAAUUGAGCAGGAAUGGAGGUUUGUCACUGCCAUGAUUAGGUUGUGUCAGGUCACAUUAUUAGAUAAUUAUUGAGCAGGUGCUUUCUCGCUAUUCUGGCUGACUGGAGUGAAGAAAACAGGUUGUAUAGUUGAAGAGACAUGAAGUGGCAUCCUGGUAUUGUAGGCUCCUCCAUGUAGCUAGUCUGUUCCCUGCAGCCUCCUCUUCCCUACAAUCCGACAGUUGGAUGCUUCUGAUUUCAUCAAGACCGGUGAAGAAACCAUAGCCCUGCACUGAACUUGAAGACGGCAAGAAAGAGUCUACUGCCUGAGCAAAAGAAAUGCUGUUUGCCAGCGGAGAAAAGAAUAACCCCCCAUGGAAAAAAAGUUGGGCGAACAUGAGAAACAUAAACAUUUGGAAGAUGAUGUUGUUUUUUAAAUUAUUAAUCAUUACAAUUAUUAGCUUCUGGUACAAUGUUGAAAGACGUACAACAUUUUGCACAUGUGCAAGCACAAACCAAUCCCUUGAUACAAUGAAUUUGAAAAAUAGGAUGCCAUCCAUCAAUGACUGUGCCUUUGAACCCACUGGUAUGUGGACUGUGGAACCUUCAGGGCGUUUAGGAAACCUCAUAGGGCAAUAUGCAACGCUGUAUGCAUUUGCAAAACGUCAUGGACAUCAAGCUUAUAUUUUACCCAACAUGCAUUCAGCACUGUCUAAGAUAUUUAAGAUAAAGCUGCCAGUUAUUAAUGAGGAAGUUGCAAAACGCAUACCAUGGAGGAAAUUCGGAAUGUACAAUGAAUGGAUGUCUGAAGAAUAUUAUAACAUCAUUGGAGAUUUUGUUAAACUUUCUGGCUAUCCGUUUUCAUGGACCUUCUAUCAUCAUAUCAAAGAUGAAAUUCUUAAGGAAUUUACUUUCCAUGACUUUAUUAGAGAAGAAAGCAAUGCCUAUCUUGCUGAUAUACGGGGGAACAAAACUAACACUACCUUCGUUGGCAUACAUGUCCGUAGAGGGGACUACGUUAAUAUUAUGGGGAAUAGUAAGAAAGGUGUACUAGCUGACAAAGAGUACCUGCAAAAGGCAAUGGGGUAUUUUAGAAAAAAAUAUAAAAACCCGUUGUUUGUGGUUACCAGCAAUGGGAUAGAUUGGUGCAAAUCGAAUAUUAAUAAUUCCUUGGGAGAUGUUUACUUUCUUGGGGAUGGCAAGGAGGGAUCGCCUAGCCGUGACUUUGCUCUCUUGGUCCACUGCAACCACACAAUUAUGACCAUAGGUACAUUUGGCUUAUACGCUGCCUAUUUGACCGGAGGUGAAACCAUCUAUCUUGCAAAUUAUACUUUGCCUGAUUACUAUCAUGGCGUAGGUUGGAAAUAUGAAACUAUUUAUCUUCCUGAAUGGAUAGGGAUUCCUGCUGAUCUUACUCCAAUUUUAAAAAAGAAUCUCACUGAAAGAAGUAGUGUUAAAGUAAACGUGUCACAAACUGCAAUAAUCUAAACAUAACAUUUAAAGAAGUUUGGGGUUAUAAAAAAAAAAAAAAACAGUACAUACUCACCUC